UGAUGUACAUUUACACUUUGUAUGGGUCAUGGAAACGCCACCAUCUGUGUCCCUGCUGAUCUCUAGGGGUGACUAGUCAUCUCUCUAUUGGCUACCCACUAAUACUCGCCCCUGCAGAGAUGAUCACCUUAUUCAGUGUUUACAAGGUGAGGAAAUGAUACGAGCUCUGUCUUGCCUUUAGUGAGAGACGUCGCGGUUAAGAGGGAUACUCGAGGGCUUUGUAUAAAUCGAAUAAUCCAGUGCUAUAAAUAUGGAUCGUCUCUGUCAACAUGUGAGAUCGCCAUCUGGUGGCCAGUUCGGAGUCACGGGUUGACGAAAGUCGUCCCGAAUGUCUUCCGGCUGUCGGCGGAAAAACAGGACGCCAGUUGGUGCAGCCGAAGCGGAGGCGGAGCGAAGCCCACUGCAACCGGCGCUGUGUCAGUGCGGCGCACCCCGGACCGUCACCGUGUCAGUUCGCUGAGGGUUACCGGAGGAUCAUUCUCAUUCCCGCAUCCCACAGCUCGUCUGUCCCCCGCUUUACUUACUACGGUGGCUUUUCGGGCUCACGCCGACGGAAUUAACCUCCAGUGUGUCUGUCAGUGUCGCUGCCGGUGUGUCGGGGCUGCGGCUCUAUACUCCUGAAAACGGAUCCACAUGCUGCGGUGUGUCCCAGUCAUUCUGGCGGCAGACGGCGACGGCAGGCGGCGCCAGCAUCCGAGUCGUGCCGCGGGGAGGUGUCGCUGAUCCUGCGGCGGGCUCGGAUCUCGGAACCGGAGCGGGUAACGGCGGCGGAGCGGGAGUGGUGAUGUUUUAUGAUGAUGGUAUACAAUGAAUACCGCGAUUUAAGGCGUAAUUCACGCUCCCGUCAGUGCCUAAAGCGGCCGGUCCAUAACGGGAUUUAUCCCGGACAGCCCCCGUGGCUCCGGAGCGGCCGCUUUGUGUGGCCGACGGGCCCGAUGAGGUAUCGGGGACGAUUCCCGGAGAAGCGGGUGCAGUCCGACAGCACGGCGCCUGUGCGGUAAACAUGUUAAACGGUGUCAGUGUCGGCAUUUAAAUUUCCGGGGCUGGCCGAUGGCGCACAUGGCUUAGGAGCGCCAGUGAUGUGUCUCGGGAAGCCGGCCCCCUGGCCCUUUGGUCCCGCCUCACAUCGGCACGUGUUUGCGUAGGAAAAUAAUGAUCACGUCGUAAGAGCCAGCAGUCUGCUCAGGAAAUAUGUGUGUGCCUUCCAGAAGAGGCGAUGAGGCCAGCAUGAUCCCCGCAGAUGGGCUCCCUGGACAUGAGGCGAGUCGGGCCACGUGGAGGAGGCCAAAGAGCAGUGCCCCGGAGAUGCUGUACCUGCUGCCCGCUGUCCUGGUGUGGCUCGUCACGGGCACCACCAUCUCCAGCCUGAACAAGUGGAUCUUCGCUGUGUACAACUUCAGGUACCCGCUGCUGCUGUCUGCGCUGCACAUGCUGACAGCCAUCGUGGUGGAUUACGGCCUGAUCCGGCUGCAGCUGGUGGGUGCCACUGCGGCUGCCCGGGGUCAGCUGACUGCCGCCGCCAAGCUCAAGGUCUUCCUACUGAGCCUGACCUUCUGCGCCAGCAUUGCCCUGGGGAAUGUGGGCCUCAGCUAUGUACAGCUGUCCUUCGCGCAGAUGAUCUACACGACCACACCGAUCUUCACGCUCGCCAUCUCCACGCUGAUCCUUGGCAAGCAGCAUCACGCCCUGAAGUACACGGCCAUGAUGCCUAUCUGCCUGGGCGCCUCCUUCAGCGUCAUGGGCGAGCUGCAGUUCGACCAGACCGGCUGCCUCUUCGUGUUCGCGGCCACCAUGCUCAGGGGGGUGAAGUCUAUCCAGCAGAGCAUCCUGCUCCAGGAAGAGAAGAUCCCCUCAGUGUUCCUGCUCUACCUGAUGUCCAUCCCCAGUUUCUGCAUCCUGGCUGUGGCGGCCCUGCUGCUGGAGAACUGGGCGAGCCUGGCAUCGCCCUGGCACUACGAUCUGCGGCUCUGGCUCUGCAUCGGGCUGAGCUGCCUGGGGUCGGUGCUCUACAACCUGUCGAGCUGCUGCGUCAUCGCGCUCACCUCAGCCGUCACGCUGCACAUCCUGGGGAACCUCUCCGUGGUGGGCAACCUGCUGCUGUCGCAGCUGCUGUUCGACAGCGAGCUGUCAGCGCUGAGCUGCGCGGGGGCUGCGCUCACACUCUCUGGCAUGCUCAUCUACCAGAACUGCGAGUACAUUGCCGGAUACCUGGACUCACGGCGGCCCGCUAGGGCGGCACACCCAGCAGCAAGCGUCAGCGGCUGAGGGGGGGCGCCGCAUUAGCAUCUCGUUUGCCAGGGGGGGGCCUGACGCCAGUGAGAGGGUUAGGGUUUGGGUUCGAGCACUUGGGCAUUGUCGGGGGGGGGUACUACUUGCUACUCAUCUAGAGGGCUAAUCCAGUUGGUACAUGACUGUGACUGAAUGCAUCCAGCCCCCCCACAUGGCGCAGUGCGGCCCUCCUAUCCUUCCUUGUCACUGUGAUUUCAUUUGAGGGGACAGUAGAGAGGUUACAGUGCACUGAGGACGGUCCCUGGCACUGAAGGCAGCUUUGACUGAGCGGGGGCUUGUUUUAAAACUAGGUGACCCCCCUCAGAAUCUGUCAGUUUUGUGUUUUGUUUACGGGUGGUUUUUAAAUCUGAGGUUGUGCUCACUUAGCUUUUGUUCCCUCGGGGGGUGGGUUGGAGUUGGGGAGCUGGGUGUUGUUGGUGUGGGUGUUGUGCCCCCACCCACUCACAAGGCACUUUAUUGGGAGGCCAAUUUCCCAUCAUGCCUCAGUGGCUGUCUCUGUUCUCCAUUAUGCCUCUGUCCUCAGGUUUCCCAGGUUGUUUUGGGGUCGCUUGUGACCCCACACCUACCAGAAGCACAUGGCAUUCCCUGGGAAAUCUCAGCACUUUCAUUUUGAGAUGGUUUUACUUUUAUAAAUCAUAUUAAUGAAGGUUCUGGGUUUGUCUCGAUAUGGCUGGCGUUGGGAUGGCGGGGUUCUGACGGUUCUGGGUUUGUCUCGAUAUGGCUGGGCACGGGAAGGCGGGGUUCUGACGGUUCUGGACGAGUUGAUAGGACAGGUCAUAGGACAGCUUGUGAUUAGCUGGUGGGAUCCAUCGCUAGAAAAGGUCGUUUAGAACUAAGGGUGUUACCAGUCUGUGGCGCUGAUAAUAUAAGCUGCUAUUUUUAUUCAUUGUACUUGGAACAUUUCCCAUCUGUUUAAAAAUACACGUCCCAGAAAAUCCAGCAUUUGUGUGUGUGUGUGUGGGGAGGGGUCUGUUUUACUGGUUUUGCCUUUUAUACUUGAGGACCCUGAAAGAAAAGCAAGAUGAAUAAUCUGUUUUAUGAUAGAAGCACAUUACCCACCCCGUCCAAGGUGCGUGUGUGUGUGUGUGUGUGUGUGUGUGUGUGUGUGUGUGUGUGUGUGUGUGUGUGUGUGUGUGACCUAUCCUUACGGGGACACAAUGUCCCCAUAACGUGAUAAAUUUCCGUUUUUUUUUCCUUUAUGGGGACUGGUUUCCUGGUCCCCAUAAGGGAAAACUCUAUUUUAUAAAAAUCAGUAACUGCUAUGAAAAAGUUAAGAAUGCAAAAAACUCUUGUAUUUUUGCUUGGUUACUUAUAGUUAUGGUUAGGGCAGGGUGUGGGUUAAGUUUGUCAUAGUUAGCAUUAGCAUUUUUCCCAUACAAGUCAAUGAGCGGGCCCCAUAAGGAUAGGUAUACCCUACAUGUGUGUGUGUGUGUGUGUGUGUGUGUGUGUGUGUGUGUGUGUGUGUGUGUGUGUGUCAGCUAAGGGGUUUUAAUUUGUUGUAAAUACUAACAAAAUAUUUAUUUGCCAAAUGUACUGUUUAAAGACUAUGCUUUCUCUUAGACCAUGUUCCACGGUACCAAUGUUAUGGAAAGUCAACUGGAAUAUUAAAGUGUUGAGGGCUGAUUUACAUCUAACUUGACGUCAUGAUUUUUCACGGUGAUGAGCGCCCCCUGCUGGCCAUUACUAACUUUGCGGGCCAAGUGAUUAAUCGCACCUUGUGGGGCUCAUCAUUAUGUUUAAGCAAGCACCAACCCACCGUAACAGUAAAGACUGCAGGUCUUUCCUCCGUUCUGCAGAAUUCAUUUCUGUGUCUGGUUUAGAAUCACAGGCUGAAGAUUUAAAGGCGAGGAAGCUGUUUUAAUGCCACCCGGCAUAGCUGUGGGCACUGUCAGACUUGCUUCACAAAUAGGGGGCAGUAAUUCCUCAAUCGGUUUUCUGCUUUUACAAGUUUAAUUAUCGGCCACUGGAUGGCGCCAACUCACUGUGUUGUAUAGGCUCCAGUAGUAUUUGUAGUACUUUUAGAGUCAUGUGGUACUGCUGGGAGAAUAUUUUUUUGUUUAUUAUUAUGUAUAUUUGCUCAUGUUACUGAGAAUAAAGACUAAAGGCUUGUGC
Molecule: messenger RNA, 4401 nt
Organism: Brienomyrus brachyistius
Lineage: Eukaryota; Metazoa; Chordata; Actinopteri; Osteoglossiformes; Mormyridae
Gene: slc35e4
Product: solute carrier family 35 member E4
Exons: 2
Coding region: 1192-2265 (357 amino acids)
Cellular component (GO): Golgi apparatus
Molecular function (GO): antiporter activity
Source: RefSeq, a predicted model, not a curated record